Amyelois transitella is the source of this 3471-nucleotide messenger RNA. It is a transcript of the gene Esp, whose product is annotated as sodium-independent sulfate anion transporter. Gene Ontology annotation, biological process: transmembrane transport. Gene Ontology annotation, molecular function: sulfate transmembrane transporter activity. The record is from RefSeq and is a predicted model, not a curated record. Lineage: Eukaryota; Metazoa; Arthropoda; Insecta; Lepidoptera; Pyralidae. The transcript is spliced from 8 exons. Bases 206 to 2089 code for a protein of 627 amino acids. Gene Ontology annotation, cellular component: membrane.
ACCAGUCCAUGAUAUAGCGGGCGAUUGACGAGCGCGGCAGUUCUCUCGCGAGCCCUGACGAGCGCGCACGCGUCCGCUCCCGCAGCGCUGUCUCCCGCCGCCGGCACGCCGUCACCGCUCCGCCGCACGCUCCCGCCCGUACCCCAUGCAGCCUCGGAGCUGACCCCGGCACCACGUCUGCUCAGACCCCUCGCAACCACGCAGGAUGAUCCCGAGACGGAAACACAACGCGUCGUCCGGCUCCUUGCCGCCGCCCGACGACAAGCACGCCAGCAACGACUACAUCUUAUCAGACGCAGGCCCUCGCGAGGGAUGGCGCUCUGCGCUAAAACGGAAAUUCAACAGAAAGACGCUUCAUAAGCGGUUGCCCGUCACCGCCUGGCUGCCGCAGUACGAUUCUGAAAAAGCGGUCGGCGACCUGAUCGCGGGCAUCACCGUGGGGCUGACGGUGAUCCCGCAGUCGCUGGCGUACUCCAACAUCGCCGGGCUGCCGCCGCAGCACGGGCUGUACGGCUCCUUCCUCGGCUGCUUCAUUUACAUCGUGCUGGGCGGCUGCCGCGCCGUGCCCGCCGGCCCCACCGCCAUCGCGUCCUUGCUGACCUGGCAGAUCGCGGAGGGAGUGCUGGAGAAAGCCGUCCUGCUCACGCUCCUGGCCGGGCUGGUCGAGUUGCUCAUGGGCGUGCUCGGCCUCGGCUUCCUCAUAAACUUCGUGUCCGGCCCGGUGUCGUCGGGCUUCACGUCGGCCGUGGCGCUGAUGAUCGCCACGUCUCAGGUCAAGGACUUGUUCGCCAUCACCGUGACGGGCAGCACGUUUCUGCAGCAGUGGAUCUCCAUCUUCAAGAAUCUUCACGCCGCCGCGCUGUGGGACCCUGUGCUCGGGUUCAUCUGUAUUGCGCUUCUCCUGCUUAUGAGGAAAAUUGGCAUGGUGAAGUUUGGAAGUAAAAACCCCGACGGCCCUAGCACCCGACAGAAAGUUCUAACCAAGUGUAUGUGGAUGGUGGGCACCUGUCGCAACGCCAUCGUCGUGGUCUGCAGCGGCGUGCUCGGCUUCUGGUUCGUGUCCAACCAGGGCGCGGCGCCCUUCCGGCUCAUGGGCAGCAUCCCGUCCGGCGUGCCGAUGCCGCAGCCGCCGCCCCUGAGCUACGUGCGCGCCGACAACUCCACCGCCGACUUCCUGGACAUGAUCUCGGAGCUCGGCUCCGGCAUCAUCGUGAUCCCGCUGAUCGUGCUGCUGGAGGACAUCGCCAUCUGCAAGGCGUUCAGCGACGGCCGCACCAUCGACGCCACGCAGGAGAUGAUCGCGCUGGGCGUGGCGGGGAUCGCCAACUCCUUCAUGCAGGCCUACCCCGGCGGCGGCUCGCUGGCGCGCUCGGUGGUGGCCAACGGCUCCGGAGUGAAGACUACCUUCAACGGACUGUACACGGGUGUUAUGGUGAUCCUGGCGCUGCAAUUCUUCACACAGUACUUCGAGUUCAUCCCGAAGGCGGCGCUGGCGGCUGUCAUCAUUUCCGCCAUUCUUUUCAUGGUCGAGUACAAUGUCAUCAAACCUAUGUGGAGGGCCAAAAAACUAGAUCUGAUCCCGGGCAUCGGCACGUUCGUGCUGUGCCUGACGCUGCCGCUGGAGCUGGGCAUCCUAACGGGCGUGGUGGUGAACAUCAUCUUCAUCCUGUACCACGCGGCGCGUCCCAAGUUCUCGGUGGAGACGCUGCGCUCGGCGGCGGGCGUGGAGUACCUGAUGAUCACGCCCGACCGCUGCCUCAUGUUCCCCAGCGUGGACUACGUGCGGCGCCUCGUCACCAAGUGCGCCGCGUCCGCCUCCGCGCCCGUCGUCAUCGAGUGCACGCACAUCUACAGCGCCGACUACACGGCCGCCAAGAGCAUCGAGCAGCUCACGGCCGACUUCCACGCGCGCCGCCAGCCGCUCUACUUCUACAACGUGAAGCCCAGCGUGUGCUCCAUCUUCGAGGCGGUGGCCAAGCCCGAGCACUUCGUGGUGUUCUACGAGGACGAGGAGCUGGAGCGGCUGCUGGCGGCCGACGAGCGCGUCACGCCGCACAAGCCGCCCGCGCCGCCGCCCGGCCGCGUCUGAAUGCGCUCGGGAUGCUUCUUGCCCCUAGACCAUAUUUUUGAGAUUCGUUUGACAGAGUGAGAUAUUUUAAAAUGAAGAUUAACUUUUCUAUUAGAUUGUUUAUGUAAAUCGAAUUUCAUUACGUCUAUGUCGUUGUGACGAUUUGUAAAUAUUAGAUAUUUUCGUGCGUGCUACUUACCAUCGACGCGAUCGCUCGUCGAUGUAAAACAUCCUUGUUACUUAUAGAGAUUCGUAUAUUUUAGUAGAUAUUUAGAGGGAGAGCUGAUGGCUGUGCGAGCUGUGAUCGGAGGUCGAGGAGCUCCUCGGGCCGGUCUGUGAUUCUAAGGGAUAGUUACGAUAGGUGCUCAUUGCACGACCACACAAUAGCUUCUAUUUUCUCGUAUCUACAUUAAUGUACUUCCGUGAGAACGGCAACUACACCUUGUGAUAGUAUUAUAUUUCGUCAUAGUUAUCGCCCGCGCAGUCACUAUCCGCUUCAUAACAAAAUCAUUUUAUAUAUGCAUAGUCCUUAGUUAUUAAUCCGAAGCAAUUCAAAUCCACACUUGACAGUCUUGACCGCUGAUUCGUACUUCAUGCAGUUCCUUCUUUCUCUUCAGAAAUAGGUAUUGUCGGUGUAUUGGUGCUAAAACUAUUAAUCUGACAAUAAUAUUUCCCAGCCUCACUUUGACAACGCCUCAAUUUUAAUUAAGUUUCUACUUUUGCCGGAAUCAGCGUUAAUCAAAAAUGUUCAAUAGAAAUUCCCGGGUAAACUGACAUAUUAUUUUAGAGUCAGCGACUAGAGGUUCACAAUGUGCCCUAUGUCCUAUAACAUAGGGCACAUUUAAAGAUCAAAAACAAAAACAAAGCCGAUAAGGCGUAGUGUAGUGGUUCACAUGGACCUUGGUUCCAUAACAGAUAUUAUUAUAUUCCAUUCGUUUCCUAUAAGAUAAAUUGGUGUCAAUCAUGAUAAAUCACCGAGCAAUCGGUAGCGGCUGCGCGGUUGUGUUUGCUCGUUUCGAUUUAUUUAGUAUUUAUUUAUAUACGACUAAAGUACAAGUAGUUAGGAUGUUAUUAUAUUUUAUUGAAUUAAGACUAAAGCUUUAAGCAGUGCCGGGUGCAGUCGUCGCUUGCGCACUUAUCAAGAAUGUGACGUCACAUGCGCGCUGGGUCGGACGCCGCGGGCGCGCGUUCGCCCGAGCCGGCACUAGAUUAUCCAUUAUUUUGUGAUCCUUGACUAAUGUUAAAAAAAUGAAGUAAUAAUAUUAUUGAAUAAAUAGAUAUAUUUUGGAACUAAGAAACUAUAGAUAUUAUUUAGCUAUACUAUGAGAGUAUGCAUGGGUUGUGUGUACGUCGAUGAAUGCAUUUAAAGUUCCAAGAACAAAUUAAACUCUAUGAGAGUCGCA